Molecule: messenger RNA, 3271 nt
Organism: Oryzias melastigma (Indian medaka)
Lineage: Eukaryota; Metazoa; Chordata; Actinopteri; Beloniformes; Adrianichthyidae
Gene: slc46a3
Product: solute carrier family 46 member 3
Exons: 6
Coding region: 224-1657 (477 amino acids)
Biological process (GO): vacuolar transmembrane transport
Cellular component (GO): lysosomal membrane
Molecular function (GO): transmembrane transporter activity
Source: RefSeq, a predicted model, not a curated record
GUCGCGUCCAAUCAUAAACGGAGGGGGGCGGGCUUUAUGGAUUUUAUAACCUCUGCCGUUGCAGGCUGGUCUAUAAAGGAAGCCGAUGAAAGUCGUAAACAUGACACUGACCGACUCUCUAUGACAGGGACUACAACCAUGAUCCAGACGACUUUUUGAACUGUCAAAGGACUGGAAUUCACUUUCAAGAUUAACACCAGUAAGGGAAUCCUCCAUCAUCAAGAUGAAGCGCCUAUACCUGGUGGAGCCAGUGGUGGCCCUGUAUGCUUUCAGCAGUUUUCUCAUCUACCCACUGGUGCAGCAGUACAUAUACCGCCGGCUCUGGCAGCAGCUGACCAACACCACCUACCCCAUCUCCAGCAACAGCUCCAGAUGUGUACCAAGCAACAGCAGCAGCAACCACACAGACUUCCAUAAGGAGGUACAGAAACAGGCGUCCCUGUUCUCCACAUACUCGGAGCUUCUCUCCACCAUCCCCUCAUUGAUCGUCACCCUCCUGCUGGUGGCUUACAGCGACCGAGGAGGCCGCAAGAUCACCAUCGUCAUGCCCUUGAUUGGCUCUCUGAUCUACGGUUCCACCUUCCUGAUGGUCUCCUUCUUUGAGCUGAACAUCUAUUUGCUGAUUGGCUCCUCAUUUCUCAGCUCUCUGUUUGGGGGUUUGGGAACCUUUCUCGGGGGCUGCUUUGCCUACAUAGCCGACUUGUGCAAGAAUGAGCGUCAGAGAACCUUGCGCAUGGCCGGAGUGGACAUGAUGAUCGGACUGUUGUCGGGGGUGGCUGCAAUAUCGACAGGCUACUUCCUGAGAGCGGCGGGCUUUAACUGGCCGUUUCUAACCUCAGUGUUGUGCCAGAGUCUGACCCUUCUUUAUGCAAUUUUUAUCCUCGAAGAAACUGUGAAAGCCCCUGACGACGGUGUCAUUUUGGACGAGUCCCGCCGACGAUCUGCAUUAAAAUAUAUGGUCUGUGCCGUCUACCAGACCUUCUCAGGACUCAGCUCUAAGUGUAAAGUUCUUCUAGCCCUCAUGAUGUUCAUCUUCACCAGCUUCUCCUUUGCCUACGUUGGAGGCAUUUCUUUGGUGACGCUGUAUGAACUCAAUGAGCCCCUCUGCUGGAACGAGGUCUUGAUCGGCUACGGUUCAGCCCUGUCCACCACCGUGUUCCUGACGAGCUUUGCAGGAGUGUCAGUGCUCACAUACUGCCGCGUUCCACAGCUUCUCAUCGUCCUGCUGGGGAUCAUGUCCGUCGCAUUGGGAAUGAUCCUGCUGUCGUUUGCAAAGACCACUGUGCUGAUGUUCAUAGUGAGAAUACCAAUGCUGCUCUCGAUUAUGCCUUUCCCUGUUUUGCGCUCCAUGAUGUCGAAGAAUAUCUCAAAAUCUGAGCAAGGAGCCCUGUUUGCCUGCCUUUCUUUUCUGGAGAGUUUAACCAAUAAUGUGUCCUCUGGAGUCUUCAACAGUGUUUAUGCUGCCACUGUUUCAUGGUACCCUGGCUUUGUCUUCGUCCUAGCUGCAGGGCUCUGUUUAAUUCCCUUAUCUGCUCUUGGGGUGGUUGCUCUGAUUGGAACCGAUGUUUCCACAGAGAUCAGAAGAGCAGAAACUUUCUCCUCAGGAGAGGCAAUAACUGCAGAGGAUGAUCAGGAAAACCAGCCUCUGCUCAGCUGAGGGUUUGGACAAUAUUUAGAAGCUAUGCAUAAAAACAGAAACCACACCCACAUAUUUUCCUGUACAUUUAUAUAUAUUUAUACAACUGAGAACAUAUGCACUUCGUUUAAGUACCAGGGAUACACAGUGUUUUAUUUUUGACUGUUGCUUUUAUUUCCUGUUUUUGUGCCACUGUCAUUUUACCAUUUUUAGAUUGAGAUUUUGAUGUAGCUUUUUGUAGUCUCAAAAGACUUUUGGAAGUCCUUUUUGCCUCAAAGGGUUGAAGAUUUCAAUAAUACAUACUUUUGAAGAUAUAAACCCUAAAAAGGAGAAUGCAAAUUAAUGUAAAAAGGGAAAAAAUGGCAGAAAAAGAUUUUUAAAGAUAUUUUAUAUCUGCUUUACUGAAUAUGUUUGGAUUUGUCUCUUAGUUUAAUUCUUUUCAAGAAGUGGUUGAUUUUUCUUUUUAAUCAGACUGUGACUGGCUUUAAAAGCCGUUUUUGAUGCAAUUUGAUGAUUGUUUAUCUUAGUUUUUUUGGGUUGUGUGAUGCUUUGAUUUGCUACAGAAAUAGGUCUAAGCUUAAGUUUGAUUUUAAUAAUCAACAAAAUUGCAACAAUCUAGACCCAAUAGGGGUUUUUAGUCAGUGAUUCUGUAUCUCUAUUAUCCUGUUCAUUAAAAAAAACUUAAAUAAUUGCUCUCAUGCGCACGAGCAGAUCGGUUUUUGUAUUAAGUUUUCUAUUCAGCAUUUUUCACUAAUUCUAAAAUAGAUCCUGGCACCAAAAAAAAAAAGUUUACAAAUGUAGAUAAAAUAUUGGUUUUACAUUUCUGCUUUUGUGGACACAGUGAAGAACUUAUUUUAACAACUUGCGCAAUACUAGGUUUUUGCUCUAAUUCACUUGUUUUUUUUGUUUGUUUUUGCUUUAAGUGGAAAAUUGCAACAAUUGUGAUUUUUUUUCUUUAUUUUCAUUUUAGAAAUUUCAAUUAGAAAUCUGAUUUGAGGAAAAUGUGUCUUAUAAUUUUGUCUUUAAACCUCCUUACUCCAUGCAACUUACAUGCAAAAUGAUCAUAGAAAUGAGAAAAUGUUGUUUUUCAUUGAACUUGUCUGCACUUUAUACACAGUAGUCCACCAUUAGCCAGCCUACUGUGGAAAAUAACUUUUGUUAUUUAAUUGUUACAAACAUCUUAGACAAUAUUCAUAUAAAAAUAUUCAUUAAAAAAAGGGAAAUGUCUUUCUAAAGUGAAACAUUUUGUAGCCUCAUUUAAAAACUAUAUUUAAAAUGUAAACAUCUUUGGAAAAAAUGUUACUUGCUUAAAGGCGUGCACUUUCAACAGAACUUUUCUUUGUUUGGUUGUGAAGAAAGAUUGACUCUACUUGGUUAUAUUUAGAGUUUGACCAUUUAAAUUUCUAAUAAACCCUUUUUCCUUUUACCUGACCAAACCUAAAGCGAUAUUAUCAAUAAUAGCAUAUGUACUGUAUCUGUAAUGUGUGAAUGCUCAAUGUUAAAAAGAACAUCUUUUGUUCUGGAUUGGUAACCACUUGAAGAAUAUGCUAAUGUGUGAAAUAUAUUUUUAAGAAUCAUCAUUUGAAGGGAAAAAAAUAAAAAUAAAUAUAAGCACUUGUGUCCUUUUGGAAAAAA